UGAAUACGGUUGUUCCUAAUCCAUACAUGGAUGAAAUUUUUCAUAUUCCACAAGCACAAAGAUAUUGCGAAGGAAACUAUCAUGAAUGGGAUCCAAAAUUAACAACCCCGCCAGGAUUCAUUGGGUUAUAUGUUGUAUUUUGGAAACUUCUAGUCUGCCUACAUCCAUUUCAAGAUAAAAAAACAAGAGCUUUCAGUGCUUUUGUUUUGUCAUCCUUUCCUGUCGGCUGGUUUUAUAAUUUUUUAUAUUAUACUGAUUCUGGAUCAACGUUUUUUGUUUUAUUGGCUUAUCUAUUGGCUUUGAAACGACAAUUUUGGUUGAGUGCCAUGGUUUCGGGUGUUGGUGUUUUUUUCCGGCAGACAAAUAUAGGAUGG
Racocetra persica is the source of this 374-nucleotide messenger RNA. The record is from the annotation of a GenBank genome assembly. NCBI's taxonomy places the organism in Eukaryota, Fungi, Glomeromycota, Glomeromycetes, Diversisporales, Gigasporaceae.